AUGGCCCCAGAAUUGAGAAAGCGAAAGUCCGUUUCGGACAUCAAGAAGCCUAACAGCGCUGCCAAAGCUGCCCAGCCUAAGCGAAAAGCCCCCGAGGAAGCGUCACCUGUGUCGCUGAAGAAGCAAAAGUCUGUCAAGAAGACUGUUGUCACAAAAAAGGCCGAUACCAAGCCGGCGCAAAAGUCCAAGAGCAAGUCCGAGGAAGUCAAGAUCGUCGAGGAGGAAACCACCACACUCGAUAUCCCCGAUGAGUCUUCCGAUUCUGACGCUGAGGAGGGCAAGGAAGUUCAGGCGAUCGUGAAGGAGCUGGACUCUGACGACGAGGAUAUCACCGAGGGCGACUCUAGCUUCAAGCAGGGACAGGAUGUCGGCAAGAUCCCCAAGGUCUCCAAGGAGGUUCAGAAGGCCGCCAAGGCUUCCGACGAGGAAGCUGGGGUUAUCUACAUCGGCCGCAUUCCCCACGGUUUCUACGAGCAUGAGAUGAGACAGUACUUCGAGCAGUUUGGCCCCAUUGUUGCGCUACGACUUUCCCGAAACAAGAAGACUGGUGCCAGCAAGCACUACGCUUUCGUCAAGUUCGAGGAGGCCUCUACCGCUGAGAUCGUGUGCAAGACCAUGGACAACUACCUUCUGUUCGGUCACAUACUCAAGUGCCGAAUGAUCCCCAAGGAGCAAGUUCGCGAUGAUUUGUUCAAGGGUGCCAACCGACGAUUCAAGAAGGUCCCCUGGAACAAGAUGGCUGGCCACAAGCUUGAGAAACCUUUGACCGAGUCUGCAUGGGCGAACAAGGUUACAAAGGAGAACUCUAAGCGCGCAAAGAAGGCUGCUAAGCUUAAGGAGCUCGGUUACGAGUUCGAUGCCCCCGAGAUCAAGGACGUGCCAGCUCCCGCUGCUAUUGAGAACGGAGAGAGCGAGACCAAGGCCGUUGAGGAUGCGCCCGCUGAGAAGGAGGAGGAGUCCAAGGUUGAGGAGCCCGCUGAGGUCGUCGAGACAGUUGUCGAGGAGAAGACUGAGAUUGUUACCGAGGAAAAGCCAGCUCCCAAGGCCAAGGGCAAAGCCGCAAAGGGCAAGGCAACAAAAGCAGGCAAGGGCCGAAAGGCAAAGGCUUGA
This is a messenger RNA of Fusarium tjaetaba, 1110 nucleotides long. Its product is annotated as RNA binding protein. Gene Ontology annotation, cellular component: nucleolus. Bases 1 to 1110 code for a protein of 369 amino acids. Gene Ontology annotation, molecular function: RNA binding. The record is from RefSeq and is a predicted model, not a curated record. The transcript has 3 exons. Gene Ontology annotation, biological process: maturation of LSU-rRNA from tricistronic rRNA transcript (SSU-rRNA, 5.8S rRNA, LSU-rRNA). Lineage: Eukaryota; Fungi; Ascomycota; Sordariomycetes; Hypocreales; Nectriaceae.